Chelmon rostratus (copperband butterflyfish) is the source of this 660-nucleotide messenger RNA. RefSeq names its product saxitoxin and tetrodotoxin-binding protein 1-like. The record is from RefSeq and is a predicted model, not a curated record. The transcript is spliced from 5 exons. Bases 1 to 660 code for a protein of 219 amino acids. NCBI's taxonomy places the organism in Eukaryota, Metazoa, Chordata, Actinopteri, Chaetodontiformes, Chaetodontidae.
AUGAGUGUUUUGAAGCGAGCGGCGCUGCUGCUGCUGCUGCUGCUGCUGGCAGCGAUCGGCACAAACGCAGAUUCGGACCACAAAGACUGUGACAUCCUGAAAAGAACGCUGGCAACAAAAGACCUGCACAAGAUUUUCGGGCACUGGGCUCUGGUCUGGUCCGUCUCUCAAGUUCAGUAUGGCCCAGACCUGAUGACACUCCUCUCCAGCUCCAAAGUGGAGCUCCGACUGUACCCUGACAACAACACCAUCAUGUUCAAUGAGAACAACAUGUUCCUUGAUAAGAACUGUGCCAUAUACUUCUUGAACAUGUCGAUGCCCUCUGACCCCCCCGACUCUGAACACCACACACUGCACAUCAGCGGUGGAAGGAUAGAGAGUGAUGGUGUUGUGACUCACUUCAACGAGUCCGGUGAAGGGGUUUUCUAUGAGACCUGCUCCGACUGUCUGAUCCUGGUCUACAAAGGCUCACUCGCCAAUUAUGUGCUCAGCUACAGCGGCGGUACAGCAGCGCUCCGUGACGUCAAACCCGCUGAUCCCAACAAGGAGACGCUGUGUCGUCACUUCCUGCACAUAUUCAAGAUGGAGUCAUCAGGUCUGAAGCUGAGUUUCUGGGAGAACGGACCAAAGCCCGGGCAGUUUUACUCUUUCCCCUGUUGA